Messenger RNA from Papaver somniferum (opium poppy), 2093 nucleotides. Its product is annotated as alternative NAD(P)H-ubiquinone oxidoreductase C1, chloroplastic/mitochondrial-like. Lineage: Eukaryota; Viridiplantae; Streptophyta; Magnoliopsida; Ranunculales; Papaveraceae. Gene Ontology annotation, biological process: phylloquinone biosynthetic process; aerobic electron transport chain. Gene Ontology annotation, cellular component: chloroplast. The transcript has 10 exons. Gene Ontology annotation, molecular function: NAD(P)H dehydrogenase (quinone) activity. The coding region runs from base 202 to 1842 and encodes 546 amino acids. The record is from RefSeq and is a predicted model, not a curated record.
GAGGCUCGUGGUCGUGGAUUGAACGGCACCACUGACUAAAGAGAAGCGUCAUUAAUUCAAGAAACACCCAAAAAGAAAAUCCUAAAUACUCACACAAGAACAACUCAUUCAUCUAUUUAUCAUCUUCAUCUCCAUUCAGUAAGAACUGCUUGUAUGUAUCCUUCUUCACCUCCUUCCAUCUUUUUAAACUCUGUACUUUAGAUGGUGCCUCAUAUGUUACUGUCUGCUUCAGCAACCCUAACUCCAUUGAGAAGUACAAACCAGUGGUGCAAAUUCUUCCCAGUCACUACUACUGCUACUUAUGGUAGAAAUUCGAAUAAAUUACCUUCAUUCUUUAGAACAUCUCAGAGUAGAAAAUUCAGCCUUCGUGCAUCAUCAUCAUCUGAAGGGAACGGAGUUACUCCUCAGGAAUCCGAUGGAGAAACAAUUCCUCCAUCUUCAUUUUCUUGGCCAGACAACAUGAAGCCAAGGGUGUGCAUAUUAGGUGCUGGAUUUGGAGGUCUCUAUACAGCUCUAAGACUGGAGUCACUUGUGUGGCCUGAUGAUAAGAAACCCCAGGUGCUCCUUAUAGAUCAGUCAGAUCGUUUUGUAUUUAAGCCAAUGUUAUAUGAGCUUCUCUCUGGAGAAGUAGAUAAGUGGGAAAUAGCUCCUCGUUUCACUGAUUUACUAGCAACCAGUAGUGUGCAAUUUUGCCAAGAUAGAGUGAAACUCUUACGCCCUUCUGAUCAUUUGGGGAUGAACAGCUCGACAGCACCUAAUUCUGGUGGCGUAGUACAUCUUGAAAGUGGUCUUCAUAUUGAAUAUGACUGGUUGGUUCUUGCAUUGGGGGCUGAAGCCAAACUUGAUCUUGUGCCCGGGGCCAUGGAUUUUGCAAUACCUUUCUCUACGCUAGAGGAUGCAUGUAAGGUUGAUGAUAAAUUAAAAGAAUUGGAGCGAAAGAAAUUUGGUACGGAUUCUCCAGUACGUGUAGCUAUUGUAGGGUGUGGUUAUGCUGGAGUUGAGUUGGCAGCCACGGUAUCGGAAAGGUUGCAGGACAAGGGAAUAGUCCAAGCAAUUAACGUAGAAACUACUAUAUGUCCAUCUGCUCCACCUGGAAACAGAGAAGCUGCACUGAAAGUUCUCUCAUCUAGAAAUGUACAGCUUCUCUUGGGUUAUUAUGUAAGCUGCAUAAGAAAAGAAGAAAAAAAUGAAGCUUUAGAGAAGCUGUUAGAAAUUACUGGGGACAGCGGCGAUGCUGCCAAACAACCUAAUAGUGAGCAGCUUAUCGUAGAACUUCAACCCGCUGAAAGGAGCUUGAAAAGUCAAAUUCUGGAAGUAGAUUUAGUACUCUGGACAGUUGGGUCUAAACCUCUAGUUCCUCCACUUGAUUCUGGCAAUCAACCCCUUAUGUUUCCUAUUAAUGGCAGAGGACAGGCAGAGACAGAUGAAACCCUUCGAGUGAAAGGUCAUCCACGUAUAUUUGCAAUAGGUGACUCUGCUGCUUUGCGGGACUCCUCAGGAAGAAUUCUCCCAGCCACUGCUCAGGUUGCUUUUCAGCAGGCAGAUUUUGCUGGUUGGAAUUUGUGGGCUGCGAUCAACAACCGACCUCUGUUGCCAUUUAGGUUCCAAAAUCUGGGAGAGAUGUUGACUCUUGGUAGGAGUGAUGCAGCAAUUUCACCUAGUUUCAUCGAUGGACUAACCUUGGAUGGGUCAAUUGGUCAUACAGCAAGGAAGAUUGCAUAUUUGCUAAGAUUACCUACAGAUGAACAUCGCGUCAAGGUGGGUAUCAGUUGGCUUGCUAAAUCUGCAAUAGAUUCCAUAGCAUCAUUCCAGACCAACCUGGCAAAAACUUUGUCAGGCUAAGUCUGUCCAUUCUUCUCGAAACAGAUGACUGAGCUGUCAAUUCUCCCCUGUCCAGAGGAUCUGUGUUCAGGGAAAAAACUACUUUGUGAAUGUGAAAGGUUAAUUCUAGAUAUAUUCAUACUUCCCUCAAUUACUUCUCAGUGCUUUCCUGUAAUCAAACUUUUGAGGGUGCAACUGAGUUACACACUUAAUUUAAGCAACAGAGUUAUCACUUAAUUAUAAGUAAAAUUACUCUCCGCUUAGUUAAUAUC